AUGAACGACAUCCGUCACUCGCUGCUGCGGCGGGACGCGCUGAGCGCCGCCAAGGAGGUGCUGUACCACCUGGACAUCUACUUCAGCAGCCAGCUGCAGAGCGCCCCGCUGCCCCUGGUGGACAAGGGCCCCACCGAGCUCCUGGAGGAAUUCCUCUUCCAGGUGCCCAAGGAGCGCGGCGCUCCCCCCAAGCGCACCCCCGCCGUGUACUGCGUGCGCCUGGCCCGAGCCCUGGUGGACGACUACUGCAACCUGGUGCCUGGCUCCAUACAGACCCUGAAGCAGAUCUUCAGUGCCAGCCCUCGCUUCUGCUGCCAGUUCAUCACCUCUGUCACAGCCCUCUAUGACCUCUCCUCGGAUGACCUCAUCCCUCCCUCGGAUCUGCUGGACUUGAUUGUCUCCUGGAUCUUUGAAGACCCCCGUUUGAUCCUCAUCACCUUCCUCAACACUCCCAUUGCAGCCAACCUGCCAAUAGGGUUUCUGGAGCUCACCCCACUGACCGGACUGAUCCGCUGGUGUGUGAAGGCCCCUCUGGCUUACAAAAGGAAGAAGAAAGCUUCUCUCUCCAAUGGACACCCCCCCAACAAAAUUGCCAAGGACUCAGCUUCAGGAGAAGACCGAGAUUGUCACCAGCUGUAUUCCAAACUGCACCUCAGUGUCCUGCAGGUUCUGAUGAUGCUUCAGGGGCAUCUAACAGAGAAGAACCUUUAUGGGCGCCUGGGGUUGAUUCCCUUUGACCACGUGGUUCCCCUCGUUGAGGAAAUUAACAGACUAUCUGAUGAACUCAAUCCUCUCAAUGCAUCCAAAGAGAUUGAACUGGCUCUAGACAGGCUGGCUCAGGCUCUGCAAGUGGCCAUGGCAUCAGGAGCCCUCCUGUGCACCAGAGAUGACUUGAGAACUGUGUGCUCCAGGCUGCCACACAACAACCUGCUCCAGCUGGUGAUCUCAGGCCCAGUGCAGCAGCCAGCCCAUGGCACUCUGCCACCAGGAUUCUAUCCCCACAUCCACACUCCUCCCCUGGGCUACCCCGCGCACCCGGCGCUCCCGGCACAUCCCGCGCUCCCGGCUCAUCCUCCCCUGGGCUACCCCGCGCACCCGGCGCUCCCGGCACAUCCCGCGCUCCCGGCUCAUCCCGUGCAAACAUUCAUACCAGGAAUGACAUUCCCAUACCGACCUAUCCGCUAA
Molecule: messenger RNA, 1185 nt
Organism: Chaetura pelagica (chimney swift)
Lineage: Eukaryota; Metazoa; Chordata; Aves; Apodiformes; Apodidae
Gene: INTS15
Product: chromosome unknown open reading frame, human C7orf26
Exons: 6
Coding region: 1-1185 (394 amino acids)
Source: RefSeq, a predicted model, not a curated record